Nothobranchius furzeri (turquoise killifish) is the source of this 2458-nucleotide messenger RNA. RefSeq names its product aldehyde dehydrogenase 9 family, member A1b (gene aldh9a1b). Gene Ontology annotation, molecular function: 4-trimethylammoniobutyraldehyde dehydrogenase (NAD+) activity; aminobutyraldehyde dehydrogenase (NAD+) activity. The record is from RefSeq and is a predicted model, not a curated record. NCBI's taxonomy places the organism in Eukaryota, Metazoa, Chordata, Actinopteri, Cyprinodontiformes, Nothobranchiidae.
AGUCCAACAUUUACAGUAAAAUCAAUAGUCUUUACAUCCACACUAGACGUUUGUGUGUAAGUUCAUCGUAUAUGUUUAUUUAUGAUCUUAAGUAAGAGUUAGCUAUUAAAGUGCAUACAGGACUAGAAAAGAUAGCUUUUUUGGACAGUUUUGAGUUUGUCGUCAUGUGACCCGAGUUUUCCUGAGCUGUAUUCGUUUUGCUGAACCUUGCUUGGUGAACAUUUUAUUUUGCAGUUAGUGAUUAGCUGGAUUAAUGAUGCUCCUGAGGCUGGCCGUGUCCCCGCGGUCGCGCGUUGCUGCGCCUCUUUCUGCGGCUGCACGGACCUUGUCUUCGGGUUCAGUGGACAUCAGUGUCCCGCUGAACUUCUGGGCUGGACAGAGGAGGACAAGCCGAGACAAAUGCAACAAGGAGAAUGUUUACGAACCAGCAACGGGGCGUGUCUUGUGCCACCUGGGCCCGUGUGGUGCUGCGGAGGUCGACCAGGCUGUGAAAGCCGCCAAGUUGGCCUUUGAACCCUGGAGCAAGCUGUCUGGCAUGGAGAGAGCAAGGGUCAUGAUAGAAGCAGCUCACAUCAUUGAGAGCAGAAGAGAGGAGAUCGCUGAAACAGAGGUGGUGAACAAUGGGAAGUCCAUCACAGAGGCCCGUCUGGAUGUAGACUCAGCUCGACUGUGUAUAGAAUACUACGCAGGACUGGCCAGCACUCUGGCAGGUCAGCAUGUUCAGUUACCAGGUGGGUCCUUCGCCUACACCCGCAGGGAGCCCCUGGGAGUGUGUGCAGGCAUCGGAGCUUGGAAUUAUCCCUUUCAGAUCGCAGCGUGGAAGUCUGCUCCAGCCCUGGCCUGUGGUAACUCUAUGGUGUUCAAGCCUUCACCUGUGACGCCUGUGACAGCAGUCCUACUGGCAGAGAUCUAUAUGCAGGCCGGAGCUCCAGAGGGACUUUUCAACGUGGUCCAGGGUGGUCAGGAGACCGGUAGCUUCCUGUGUCACCACCCCGAUGUGGCUAAAGUGUCUUUCACAGGGAGCAUACCCACAGGACAGAAGAUCAUGGAGAUGGCAUCAAAGGGCGUGAAACCAGUGACUCUGGAGCUCGGGGGGAAAUCUCCUCUAAUCAUCUUUCAAGACAGUGACCUGGAGAACGCUGUGAGGGGAGCUCUCAUGGCCAACUUCCUGUCUCAGGGGCAGGUCUGCAGCAACGGUACCAGGGUGUUUGUGCAGAGGGAAAUCCUCUCGGAGUUUGUGGAGGAGGUGGUGAGGAGGACACAGGCCAUCGCGAUAGGAGACCCUCUUCUAGAGAGCACCAGGAUGGGGGCUCUGGUCAGCCGGCCACAUCUAGAAAAAGUCUUGUACUUUGUCGAGAAAGCAAAAGAGGAGGGAGCCACGGUGCUGUGUGGAGGGGAACGGUUUGUUCCUGCAGAUCCCACUCUCAGAGGAGGAUACUACAUGACUCCAUGCGUCCUGGGCGACUGCACAGAUGAGAUGACCUGUGUGAAGGAGGAGAUCUUUGGUCCAGUCAUGUCUGUGUUGUCAUUUGAAACAGAAGAGGAGGUGCUACAGAGAGCCAACGACACCACGAUGGGGUUGGCUGCAGGUGUCUUUACCAGAGAUGUGGCUCGAGCCCAUCGUGUGGUUGAGCAGCUCAAAGCUGGUUCCUGUUUCAUCAACAACUACAACAUCACGCCUGUGGAGGUGCCGUUUGGAGGCUUCAAGAUGUCCGGGAUAGGACGGGAGAAUGGCCAGGUGACAGUGGAGUACUACUCCCAGCUGAAGACUGUGUUUGUGGAGAUGGGAGACGUGGACAGCCUCUUCUAGGCCAUGAGGACAGGAAGCAGUGACACCCAGCCAAAGACUGAAGGGGAGUGUCUUACUCAGGGAAAAUCAAACAGACAGUUAAGCACGUUAAAGAGAACACACACGUUACGUGCUCUGCACCUUUUCGGCCACAAGAAGGCCUCGGUGGCUUCUGCCUUGCCUGUUUCAGCUGUGUGCAAUUGGGCAAUCAUGGGCAGCUGUUAAAGGCUGCUCUCCUGCCCAGUUCUUUGAGAAGGUCCAGGGUAGUGAAGGCUCGGAAGAGAUUUUGCUGCUCUCUUCUGGUUAGUCUCGGCUUUAGGUAUUCACUUCAGUAUUUGGUAUUCAAUUCGACUCUCUAGUAAUCCCGACCUAGGAAUGGCUAUUCGACUUUGAUUGUGGACUUUGCGAUUUGGACUUAGUAUCAGAUUUUGACACUCUAGUAACCCGACCUAGGAACAGCAACUGACUUUGAUUGUGGACUGUUCCCCGCGUCCCUGCUUAACAGGGCGUCCCUCCAUUAGCGUGGAGUUAGUAGUUAUUGUGUUUCGAUUAAACCCCUUUUCCCAGCCCUUUUUGGCUUGGCGCUUUUUGUUACUCUUUUUUUUUUUUUUUCCUUUUGUGAAUAUCUGCCUUUUUGUUUUGUUUAAUAAAAUCCUUUGUUGGACACUA